UUACGCAUGGCUGGCUGUUUCAUUUGAUCCACCUCGCUGGGCUUCUAAUUCCUGAUGCGAUUCAGCUGGCAACAUUAAGAGCCGAGCAGAUGAUUGGCUGAGCUGCCACUCGGCCAGUCCAGAGGGGCGGGUCUCUGUGCCCCCGCGCGGUGCUCCAGCCACCAGAGCGGAGUGGAGAGGAGCGGAGAGGAGAGGAACAGCUGGCCUCAGCCUCCGCCUCCGCCCCCGCCUGUCACUGACCUGUCUCUCCCAUGCUCUCUCCUGGAGGAAGCUAGCUGCGUGCUGUUUUCCCAGACAGUGAUGCUAACUGACGGACUUUUUGGACUUCCUGUUACUACGGUAACGGAGACUUGCCCUCCGCGUGUUGUCUGAGCACAAGCUGGACCGCGAGCGCUGCUCGAGGUGCUGAAAGCUUCGCGAGCCGCGAGGAGAGGAGACAAGGAGAGGAGAGAUGAGGAGACAGCGGCUGUGUGUGGCGGGCUUUUUACUUGCCUGGAAACUAGUCCACUUUCUCAGUGUGGGUCAGUGUAAGGAGGUGGACAAUGCUGCGAGGACACGGCAGGUCCCAAUGUCCCCCUCUGAUUUCCUGGACAAACUGAUGGGGAGGACAUCUGGAUACGAUGCCAGGAUAAGACCCAACUUCAAAGGUCCUCCGGUCAACGUUUCCUGUAACAUCUUCAUCAACAGCUUUGGCUCCAUUGCUGAAACCACCAUGGACUACCGGGUAAAUAUCUUCCUCCGUCAGCAGUGGAAUGACCCCAGGCUCGCCUAUGCAGAAUACCCAGAUGACUCUCUGGAUCUGGACCCCUCUAUGUUAGACUCCAUUUGGAAACCAGACCUGUUCUUUGCCAAUGAGAAGGGGGCCCAUUUUCACGAAGUCACUACAGAUAACAAACUGCUGAGGAUAUUUAAGAACGGGAAUGUUUUGUACUCUAUAAGGCUAACAUUAACACUGUCAUGCCCCAUGGAUCUAAAAAACUUCCCUAUGGAUGUUCAGACCUGUAUCAUGCAGCUGGAGAGCUUUGGUUACACCAUGAACGACCUGAUCUUUGAGUGGCAGGAAAAUGGACCAGUCCAAGUGGCCGAAGGCCUCACGCUCCCGCAGUUCAUCCUCAAAGAUGAAUCAGACCUCAGAUACUGCACCAAGCACUACAACACAGGUAAAUUUACCUGUAUUGAAGUGCGCUUCCACCUGGAGCGGCAGAUGGGCUACUACCUGAUCCAGAUGUACAUUCCGUCUCUGCUCAUCGUCAUCCUGUCCUGGGUCUCCUUCUGGAUCAACAUGGAUGCUGCCCCGGCCAGAGUGGCACUGGGCAUCACCACGGUCCUCACCAUGACAACACAGAGCUCAGGCUCCAGGACUUCACUACCAAAGGUCUGUCUUUGUCUAUUUCAUUAUUGAUGUGUAACUCUAAGGUGUCCCACUCAUGCAGAUGUGGAUGUGAGUAAAUAUUGAACCUGUGAUGGUCUGGCGAACUGCUUCCUCCCCCAGCGUGUUCAGGGAUGCGCUCCAGCCUUGUGCUCAGGAGAUCCACUCUAGUCUGCUAUCUCCGCUCUGUGACAAAACCAUCAAGGCUCAGAGUUCAGACAAAAAGAGGUAGAACAAACAAGUGGUUGGAGGUGAAGAUCCUUUUUACACAAAUAAAUAAUGAAGUGUGAUCACGUGAGUAUGAGUAAGUGCCGGAAGGAACAUGGAGUAAGAGGGUGCUGCAUGCUGAAAGAAGAGAGACCACAAGGCGAACA
Messenger RNA from Etheostoma cragini (Arkansas darter), 1743 nucleotides. RefSeq names its product glycine receptor subunit alpha-3-like. The coding region runs from base 452 to 1402 and encodes 316 amino acids. Gene Ontology annotation, cellular component: neuron projection; plasma membrane; synapse. Gene Ontology annotation, biological process: chemical synaptic transmission; chloride transmembrane transport; regulation of membrane potential. The record is from RefSeq and is a predicted model, not a curated record. Gene Ontology annotation, molecular function: chloride channel activity; glycine binding; transmitter-gated monoatomic ion channel activity. The transcript is spliced from 7 exons. NCBI's taxonomy places the organism in Eukaryota, Metazoa, Chordata, Actinopteri, Perciformes, Percidae.